AUGGCUUUUUCAAUCAAUCAUCAUACUGCUAUGGGAAAUAAACUUAAUUUAUUGUAAUAAUAAUAUAGAACUCUUUUUUAAAAGAGAGCUUAUUUACAUUUAUUCUUAUAAGAUGGUCUUGAUGAAUUAGAACUUUAAGAAGCAGAAUCUGCAUGUGGAGAUGUGAUUUCAGAGUAUUGUUGUUACAAUGAUUACACUGAUACUACAGAUGAAUGA
Molecule: messenger RNA, 216 nt
Organism: Paramecium primaurelia
Lineage: Eukaryota; Ciliophora; Oligohymenophorea; Peniculida; Parameciidae
Source: the annotation of a GenBank genome assembly